AUGUCGCAAUCCGUGGCUCAGCCUCCCGCUACGGGACCAGGUGCUCUUGACGGCGGUGGAAUCCCAGUAGCCACUGGGGAGCAGAAGUCAGGUCAAAAGGUCGCUCCGAUCAAGAAACGCCAACGUGGUAGAAGGCGCCAGCACAAGAAUCAGGAUUCAGCAACAGUGGAAUUCGAGAGUUCAGUAGCAUCGAAUGCGCUACAAGCCCAUGAGGCAUUUGAUGACGGCGAUCCCCCUACAACGGCCGGGACUGCAGUAACCAAAGAAGACGAUGCUAUACGGCCGAAAGCACGAAAUGCGCGUCCUGCAAAACUCUACAACUGGCAGUAUGAUGGAUCCAUCCAUGUUCCUGGUGCACCCCCGAGAUGGAAUCCUCCACCACUGCCGACCACUCUUGCUCAGGACUCCGGGAGACACUUCGUCGAUCAGAACGCAUCUCGCGUACCCAAGUAUCCUUUCGAGCCAGCCUUUGCUGCCCUUGCUGUGAUGGGACCCGACGUCGUGCUAGAUCAAGUCGACAUCAUCGCCAACCGCAACAGUCUUCGCAAGCUACUCGAUUUUUCGGCUGGGAGGAAACUGGACAUUUUCUGCAUGGGCUUACACAUGGUCGGCAAUACGCUCGUUAUUAGCCGUAAAGAACGGAACGCUCAACAAAUGAUCCAUGGUGCACCGAACGCGGGCUACGGACAUAACUUCGAGAAGACCUUCACGAUGCCUGAUCAUGGAAUGGGGAACUCUAGCAGUCAUCACAGGGUCAUUCGGUACCAUAUCGGCCCUUUGAACUGCGUUGUCCGUUUUGAAGUCGAUGCGUAUUACGAUGACCCGGGUGUCGUCCUGGACUCGAAGUCUAAACAGCCUAGGGAUGAGCCCGUUAGCACCGUGAGCGCUGCUAUGGCACAACUUAAUAUUGCAGGCCUGCCACCAACUCAAACUAAACCUCGAAAGACUCCCGCCGAUAAGCCUACCGUAGUCGUUGAAAAGGGAACAUUCAUCGACCCGUCCAAGCUCGCGGAGAUCAAAGCCAAGAAGGCCGCACGUCUUACAGAAGCACUACCGCAGCUUUGGUUCGGCCGUACGCCCUACUUUAUGAACGGCAACCAUGACAAGGGUACGGUGCACUCGGUGAGUAUCAGUCAUGCUGAAAAGGAGUACCCCCGAUGGGAGGAAGCCAAUCAAGACAGGCUGCGCAAGAUGGUGAGUUUGCUGGCAGAAAUAAAGGAGGUCGUCGCAGGUACGAAGGAGCGCGCAGCCGUGCUAGUCUACGAUGAGAAAGGCGGGCCAUUGAAGGUAUAUGCAAUGAAGAAGAACGGCGGUGUUCUGCCAGCGGACCUCAUCUCAAGACACUGGAGUACUGCAUAG
Alternaria triticimaculans is the source of this 1359-nucleotide messenger RNA. RefSeq lists its product as uncharacterized. The record is from RefSeq and is a predicted model, not a curated record. The transcript has 3 exons. Lineage: Eukaryota; Fungi; Ascomycota; Dothideomycetes; Pleosporales; Pleosporaceae. The coding region runs from base 1 to 1359 and encodes 452 amino acids.